AUGAGCCAUUACGAUUCGGAGAAUCAUGCCCCUGAGCCUACCAAGCAUCACGGUGAAGAACCCGGCGUCACCAACGAUGCUGUCUUUGGAACAAUCACCGAGGAUGGUCCCAACUACCGAAACGUUGGUUGGCUCGGAACCUCAGUUCUGAUGAUGAAGUCCCAAAUCGGUCUCGGCGUCCUGUCAAUCCCCGCCUCCUUCGACGCCCUCGGUCUCAUCCCCGGCAUCAUCUGCAUGCUGUGCAUCGCCGUCAUCACAACCUGGUCAGACUACAUCGUCGGACGGUUCAAGCAGCGACAUCCCGAGGUCUACGGCAUCGAUGACGCAGCUGGUCUUGUGUUUGGACGCUUUGGAAGGGAGUUUUACGGUAUCUCGUACUCGCUUCUUACGAUUUGCAUUGCGGGAUCUGCUAUGCUUGGUAUUUCGAUCGCUUUGAACAGUUUGAGUAUGCAUGGUACUUGCACUGCUGUCUUUGUGGCUGUUGCUUGUAUUGUUGCCUUCGUUACCGCUUCGAUUCGAACUCUUGAUAAAGUCAGUUGGCUUGCUUGGGUUGGUCUCGUCACCCUCGUCACAUCCAUCUUCGUUGUCACCAUCGCCGUUGGUGUUCAAGACCGCCCCGACCUUGCCCCCAAGGAUGGUGUCUGGAAGUCCGACUACAAGCUCUUCAACACUCCUACCUUCGCUGAGGCCAUGUCUGCCAUCGCUGCUUUCAUCUUUGCCUACUGUGGAACUCCCGUCUUCUUCCCUAUCGCUGCUGAGAUGCGAGAGCCUAAGCACUACAAGAAGGCUUUGAUCCUUUGCCAGAGCGUCGUCACUGUUGUUUACAUUGUUGUCGGCAUCGUUGUCUACUACUACUGCGGUACCUACGUCGCUUCCCCCGCUCUCGGAUCUGCUGGAAAGACCAUCAAGAAGGUCAGCUACGGUCUGGCUCUCCCUGGUCUCAUUGUCUCUGCUACACUCUACACUCACGUUCCCGCCAAAUAUGCCUUCGUUCGCCUCCUCCGAGGCUCUAAGCACCUCACCGCCAACAGCUUCACCCACUGGGCCGUCUGGCUCAGCUGCACCUUCGGCAUGGCCAUCAUCGCCUACGUCAUCGCCUCCGGCAUCCCCGUCUUCGGCGGUCUCGUCUCCCUCGUCGGCGCCCUUCUCGGAACCCUGCAGUGCAUGCAGCUCUUUGGCUGCCUCUGGCUCUACGACCACUGGGCUGAGGGCAAGGACAAGUCUCAGCGCACUACCAAGUGGACCAUGAUGGUCGGCUGGUGUAUCUUUGUUAUCGUCCUUGGUACCUUCCUCAUGGUUGGUGGUACUUAUGGUUCCAUCAAGGGUAUUAUCGACUCCUAUAACGUGAGCGGCGGUUCUGCUGCUUGGUCUUGUGCCGAUAACUCCAACUCUUCUUAG
Molecule: messenger RNA, 1398 nt
Organism: Fusarium tjaetaba
Lineage: Eukaryota; Fungi; Ascomycota; Sordariomycetes; Hypocreales; Nectriaceae
Product: neutral amino acid permease
Exons: 4
Coding region: 1-1398 (465 amino acids)
Biological process (GO): amino acid transmembrane transport
Cellular component (GO): vacuolar membrane
Molecular function (GO): amino acid transmembrane transporter activity
Source: RefSeq, a predicted model, not a curated record